This is a messenger RNA of Cygnus olor (mute swan), 3521 nucleotides long. Its product is annotated as mitochondrial amidoxime reducing component 2-like. Gene Ontology annotation, biological process: nitrate metabolic process. Gene Ontology annotation, cellular component: mitochondrial inner membrane. The coding region runs from base 1 to 1008 and encodes 335 amino acids. Gene Ontology annotation, molecular function: nitrate reductase activity; molybdenum ion binding; molybdopterin cofactor binding. The transcript is spliced from 7 exons. The record is from RefSeq and is a predicted model, not a curated record. Lineage: Eukaryota; Metazoa; Chordata; Aves; Anseriformes; Anatidae.
AUGAGCGGGCCGUGGGGGGCUGCGGGCCCGGCGCUGCGGGCGCCCCGGGCGGGCUGGCUGUGGGCGGCGGCGGCGGCCCUGGCGCUGGGCGCCCUGCUGGGGGCUUGGCGCUGGGCCGUGGGGCGCCGCCGCCGCCGCCCAGCCCGGCUGCAGCGUGUGGGGACGGUGUCGAGCCUCUUCGUGUACCCCGUGAAGUCGUGCCGGGGGGUGGCCGUGCCGCGGGCGCAGGUGACGCCGAUGGGGCUGCAGAGCGGGGAGCUGCGGGACAGGUUCUGGCUGGUGACCAAGGAGGACGGGCACAUGGUCACCGCCCGACAGGAGCCCCGGCUCGUCCUCGUUUCGGUCGGCUGCGAGAAUGGCUGCCUGGCCCUGAGCGCCCCCGGCAUGGAGGAGCUGCGUGUGCCCGUGAGGCUUCCCAGGAAAAACCCGGUGCGGAACUGCAGGUUGUUCGGACUGGAUAUUCAAGGCAGGGACUGUGGAGAUGAAGUGGCUCAGUGGCUCACCACUUUCCUGAAUUCGGAGCCCUAUCGACUGGUGCACUUUGAGCCUUCCAUGGUGCCAAGAAAGUCAAAGGACGUAAUAAAUCUUUUCCGAACCACAGAUGAGGUUGCCUAUCCUGACUGUAGCCCGGUCUUGAUCAUCUCAGAAGCUUCACUGGAGGACUUAAAUACCAGACUGGAGAAGAAAGUUAAGAUACAGAACUUCAGACCGAAUAUUUUUGUGACAGGUUGCAAUGCUUUUGAGGAGGACACCUGGGAGGAAAUUCUUAUUGGCAGUGUGGAAAUGAAAGGGACAGUGUGCUGUGCAAGGUGUAUUUUAACAACUGUUAACCCAGACACUGGGGUCCUGGACAGGAAGGAGCCCCUGGAAACAUUGAAAAGUUACCGCUUAUGUGAUCCGUCUGAGCGACACAUUUACAAAUCCAGCCCUCUCUUUGGAAGAUACUUUGCCGUUGACAAAACUGGAACAAUUCAAGUUGGAGACCCUGUGUACAAGAUGGUCCAGUAGUGAGGGAUGUUUUUAUCAGAAGAUGACCUUUCACUUCAACGUGUUUUUCUUUUUCUCUGUGAACAUGGUCGCUGUCAUAACUUUUUCUUAUCUCUUGCAAUAUUUUUAAUAAUAUGUUCCUUUGUAAAGUGCGGGAGGUCUUGGAGGCUAUGAGCUGUCAGUCAUUUCAGAUCAUGAUCAUCUAGUAGCAUGCAUGUAGCAAACAAGUCUUCAUUUUUUCUGCAGGAUGUAGUAGAGGAGAGUCUAAUCCAAGACAGAUUUGACAGCACUACUGUAUCACACCUCAUAAAAUCUUGUGUCAAGCUUGAUGUCAGAAUCCAAAGUUAUUUACAAGGGCUUUGCAUCAUGUAUUAGAUACAUUCAGUGCCUAUAAAGAACCACAAAAACAGUCAUGCCAAGCAUAAAAUGCAUAUGUUGAUCAUGGAGCUCCCUUUGCAGUUGAACUGUGAGUGCUGAUGGCAAGGCUGUGUCUUAAAUUCUACCCUUCUCUGGUCCCAAGUAUCUUCAUCUAUGUCUGGAGUUACUUUCCUGCAGUGUUACUUAUUCUGCAGUCAUUUCCAGAAGAUUGCUUUUGACUUUUGAGAUUGGAGCAAUAUCAGAAGGAGAAGCUUUGUGAGCUGACUAAAUGCUCCUCUGUUCUAUAGGUGGGAACACUGUAAGACUAUAUGCUCAUUUAUUUUAUGACCUGUGCUUGAAAGAAUUUGAAUAUUUUUUUCUCCUGUGAAGCAUACUGUAUUGGUUUAGCUGUAAAGUAGUGAUUUGUUUGAAGUAGUGUUUGCUGCCUUAUCACUAGAACUUUCAAUUUGACUAAAGGCAUUAGGCAUUCAUUAGAUCAGAGGCUGGAUGCACAUUUGGAGGGAGAAAACAGUUGUUCGGAAUGAUCUGAUUCCAAGCCUGCCCCUAUUCAAGCUGAUGUCCAGGCCAGUCUUGCAGGGCUUUGUGUUCAUGCUUCACUCCUCUGUGACUAAGUGAACCUCUUCCUAUAGAAAGUUAGGCUGCUUCCGCAAGAUGUAGACCAAAGGGAUCUGGAUAUGUAGAGAAGUAAAGCUUUAUGCAUCAAGGGAGAGAAAAAAAAAAAAAAUAGAUUUCCAGUGCCGAGUAACACUGAGCAGACGUUUGGGAAGCUGCGGUUAUAGACUGAGCGUGUUAAAGUCUUUAUGUAUUACGCAUUUAGAUCUCUCCCUCCCUGUUCUAACCAAAUGUCAAAUAAUUAUGUUUUUUACUGUAUUUUAUACUGCAUAAAACAAAUAGGGGGCUGAUGUAGAGGGAAGAAAUUAGUUGGGUGAUGGCAGUAGUAUUUUUUCUUUAAAUAUAAUUAUGAAGAAAAAAAAUUCAAGCCUGACAUUUUUCAAAUGCAUGGCUGCCUGUUGCUUUGUUAUGGGUUGCGAGGUCUAGAAAGAUUGUUGAACUAGCAAAGAAGAGGAAUUUAAUUGAGUGUGAAGGACAAAUAAUGACCCAAUUUGGUGUUUAGAAUCUUUGUUUUGUAUUGUGAAUAUGAAAUCGGAAUUUUGCUGCGUGUUCACAGCUCAGACUUGUAAGAUGAAGAGCCCUUGUGCCUUUGAGCAAAUUCAGAUGGCUGUAUGUGGUAAGCAUGAAGCAAGCAUAUGGGGAAGGUAGUUUUCUAUUACUCGUGAACUCAGAGUUGUUCCAAAUAGCCUUUUAUUAGCAGUGCUCUGUAAGUACUGUUUUCCUGUGACAUACAAGUGCCCAGCUAGGUCUACAUGUUGCAUGCUUGUGCAUUAUUAUGCCCAAUGCAGCAACUAGUGGGAGAAGUGAGAGAAAAAGCAUCGUCUUAUAAAAGGAAAGUAAUCCUGAGGCUCACUUUAAAAAAAGCGUAUAUUGAAAAUCAUGAAUAUUAGAGGCUGAAACAUUGUGGAAUUCCUAAUGAUAUUAUUAAGUAAAGACAGCCUGCUGGCCUGCCAAAGCAAUUAAUUAAGAGUGUGUCUCUUCUUUAAGUCAAAGAAAUUGAAGGAACAAGAGCCGAAUAUAGCCUCUAGCCAAGUGUACUUCUUCGUUGUGGUUCUAUCAUCACUUUAGGAGUUACGUAACGCGUUGUGUGGUAUAGAUUGUGUUGCAUCUUUGAUUUUGAUUGUUCAUUGAUUGGACUAAUUUUCAAAUGGGGCUGUCUUUUCAGUGAGAAACUGCAUCUGUGUGCCUGUUAGGAAAAUGCCAUAGAUCUAAACCCCUGAUCUACCCCUGUAAAAGUCCCUUAGAAGAAUUUAGAAUCCUAAACCAGGUAUGCGUCUGAGUAUUACAGAUUUGACAACUGACAUUUAAAUCCAUUAUGUGAUGAAAGAGGGCCAUAUAUGGGAGCUGGAGAGGGUAAUUAACAUUGCAAUAUAAACAUCAUACAAAUGUUGUACUGUUGUAACUUUAGGAAUUGUAUUUGAUUUCACUAAAGCCAUUUAGAAAAUUGAAAAACAUGUAAAUCAUAAAACUAUUUUUUUUAAAUUGUGCACUUAAUGUUUAUUUUUUAACUAGAGAAAAAAACAAGUAUAAACUUCUAUUGAAUU